Molecule: messenger RNA, 1878 nt
Organism: Leishmania braziliensis MHOM/BR/75/M2904
Lineage: Eukaryota; Euglenozoa; Kinetoplastea; Trypanosomatida; Trypanosomatidae
Exons: 1
Coding region: 1-1878 (625 amino acids)
Source: RefSeq, a predicted model, not a curated record
AUGACGACGCUCAAGGACGGUCGCUUCAUGUUCAUCCAUGCGGAUCGUCACAACUUACUCCUGGAGCAAUCCGUGAAGGCGGCGGCUGUCUCUCCCUCAUCGACCACGGCCACGACAGCGGCUGCUAAAGAAGGGGCUGCAGCGGCACUUUCACUUGCCUCUUCCACCUUUCAGCUUCUGUACGGCGGAGUUGUGCACGCCUUCGCGUUGAACGCCGCACAGUCCCACAUUGCGCUGGUGUGCCCAACUGGCAGUGCGGCAGCCACAUCCGCGGCAGCCGGCCAUCUUCGCGGCGACGGUCCAAGCACGGUGCUGCGGCUCUUCUCCUUUUCAUGUGGCGAAGUGGGUGAGCUGAUUGGCGAGCUUGUGACCGCCGAGGCGUGCGACGUGGUGUGGGUGGGAAGUCGGCAUCUGGCGCUGGAAGUACGCCGAUUCAGUAGAGGUGUCGAUGGCGAGGUAGCCGUUCCUUCCCUAUCCACUUCUCCUUUGUCGGCGCCUGUGGCGUCUACCAUCUUGAUUGAAAUCACCAAGGCCCCGGAGAAGCUGAGGUGGGUGCGGCAGGAUGAGGCAGCGGCAUCACCGGUGUCUGCCCCGGGGUCCGUUCUGUGUGACAUCCAUGUCGGUAAACAGAGCCUUCGCUUCUGGGACUUGCAGAAGGGAAAGGUGAUGCAGGAGUGCGGCUUGCCGAACCGCCGCUGCCGCCACGGUAAGACCCGCAUGGCGACUGCAACGUGCAGCGACGGUUCGUUUGUGUUCGUGGUGAAUGAUGACUGGACGGUGCACGGCUUUCACGUCGGCAAGCGCACUGUGCGAGAGCUGAAGCCGAUGCUGUCUCAGUUUGAGUCGCAAUCGGUUAACCUCGUCAACAACCGUGGCGGGAGCGCAAAGUUGAGCGAGGAGAACAAUGAUGGCCAUGGGGUGACGGGGGCAGGAAAAGAGGCGGAGUCUUCAAUGCCACGCCCGCCUUCAAAAAUUUCAACACCCCCCCACAAACUCGCGCGUCCGCGCCUCUUUGCCCGUGCAAUCAGCGACACCCAGGUGCUCCUCGCCCUCCAGGGCUCCUCUACUAUUUUGCAGUGUGCCUGCGAGUCGAAAACUAGCCGCAGUGACGAAUGGACUGUGGUCGCUAAGAUGCGUUUGCCGCGGAGACUGCAGGCGACAUGCGAAGUGGUCGGCCUCUCCACUCGAGGGUGUCUCGUCCGUCAGUUUGAGCUGACAGAGGGCAGUGUACAGACGUCGACAGCGGCCGCUCCUUCAGGCGCACAGACGGGGACGUCUGUAAAUGGCCAAAAUACUGUCGCGUACUUUGUGGUGCCACUGGAAAUGAAGGCGACCGGCAAGGCCUCGGUGGCAGUGGCUGUCACCUGUGGCAAUGCAGGCACCACGGAAAGCAGUGCCGCGGCGCCAAAGGCGGACACUGUAGGCGAGGAGAGCGAGAGGACGUCGGUGGCACCGUCUGUGCCCUCAGAGACGUCGCGGGCGGAGGGAAAGCGGAAGCGCAAAAAGAAGUCCAUCGCCGUCGCAGCGAACAGCGACGCACCGGCGUCCGCAACGUCUCCGGAGGCCCCAUCCUCAAGCGCCAGUGACACAGGCAAUGCGCAGUCCGGCAGUAGCGGCCGCUGCAACGCAGAACGCCCCUUGCAGCGUGCUGUUCUACGGCUGCUUGUGCAUGCUGGCAUCAGCGGCAAGGACCAGUUCAUUGGUGCCUUUGCAAAAGACACUGCCACCGAUGGUGUUGACACUGCAGGAGCAGCUGCCGCUGCUCCUGCGGCAUGCGGACAUGAAUGGCACUCUACUGAUACGUUCGUGACCGCGGGAGGUGUGGUGAUAGGUGUUGUGUUGGGCCUACUGGUAAUGCGUCACUUCGCACUCCUGUAG